This is a messenger RNA of Ostreococcus tauri, 648 nucleotides long. NCBI's taxonomy places the organism in Eukaryota, Viridiplantae, Chlorophyta, Mamiellophyceae, Mamiellales, Bathycoccaceae. The record is from the annotation of a RefSeq genome assembly.
AUGAGUAAAGUAUAUAACUGGUUUAACGAACGUCUUGAGAUUCAAUCAAUUGCAGACGACGUUACAAGUAAAUACGUACCGCCACACGUAAACAUUUUCUACUGUUUAGGUGGAAUUACCCUUACAUGUUUCCUCGUUCAAGUUGCAACAGGAUUCGCUAUGACAUUCUACUACCGCCCAACUGUAACUGAAGCAUUUGCAUCAGUACAAUACAUUAUGACUGAAGUAAACUUCGGAUGGCUUAUCCGUUCAGUUCACCGUUGGUCAGCUAGUAUGAUGGUAUUAAUGAUGAUUCUUCACGUAUUCCGCGUAUACCUUACUGGUGGAUUCAAAAAACCACGUGAGCUUACAUGGGUAACUGGAGUUAUUCUUUCAGUAAUUACUGUAUCAUUUGGUGUAACUGGAUACUCACUCCCUUGGGACCAAGUAGGUUACUGGGCUGUUAAAAUUGUAACUGGUGUACCAGAUGCAAUUCCAGUAAUUGGUGGUUUCGUCGUUGAACUUCUUCGUGGAAGUGUAGGAGUAGGACAACCUACUCUUACUCGUUUCUACAGUUUACACACAUUUGUACUUCCGCUUCUUGCAGCAGUAUUUAUGCUUAUGCACUUCCUCAUGAUUCGUAAACAAGGAAUUUCAGGACCUCUUUAA